AUGGCCGCCCUACCCAGCUACGAAGCAGAAAUGCUCUACAUCGAGCCCUGGCAAGGCAAGAAGGAAGCGCCGUACUACCGCACUAACCCCGAUCCGGGCUUCGAAACCAAAAAUUACGACUGGAUACCAUACAAAGUGGACGUGCAAGAUUGUCGGUCCUGCAGAGAUGACUUCACUCUCGACGACCACGCCUUCACCUUCGUCGACGACGCCGCCGGCGCAGCGCCUGAGCUCCUGCAAGCGAUCCGCGACAUCAACGUCGACAAGAUCGAGAAGCAGUACUAUCCAGCGGUGGAAGCCCUGGUCAAGCGCAAGACGGGUGCGGACAAGGUUAUCAUCUUCAACCAUUCGAUUCGCAAGCGCGAUCCCGCUGAGGGUUUCUUUGGGAGCCCGGGGAAGCAACAGCCUGGGCGGACGGUACGCGCUAUCCGGCGCGCACGCCAGUACGCCGGAGAAGAGGCUGAGGAGCUUCUCAAAGGCCGUUUUAGAAUUAUAAACGUCUGGCGCCCCAUCAACGGCCCCGUACAAGACUGGCCCCUCGCAACCAUGGACGGCAAAUCGCUCCGCGAAGAAAACCUGCACGCGACCGAUCUCUGGAAGAACAGGUGGGAGGAACUGGGGUCGACGUACAAUAUCAGCCACGGUGAAGGCCAGAAGUGGUAUUAUCUGGGGGAGCAACGCACGGAUGAGGCGCUGUUGAUUAAGAUCUAUGAUAGUAAGGCGGAUGUGGCUGCGAAACGCUUUACUCUCUAA
This is a messenger RNA of Alternaria arbusti, 753 nucleotides long. RefSeq lists its product as uncharacterized. NCBI's taxonomy places the organism in Eukaryota, Fungi, Ascomycota, Dothideomycetes, Pleosporales, Pleosporaceae. Gene Ontology annotation, molecular function: oxidoreductase activity. The coding region runs from base 1 to 753 and encodes 250 amino acids. The record is from RefSeq and is a predicted model, not a curated record. The transcript is spliced from 4 exons.